AAGAAGAAGAAGAAGAAGAAGCUGUGGUGUUGUCAUGGCAACGGAUCCACCUCCUCUGUGUGGACUGAAGCAAACAUAUAGCAACUAAGAAUUCCAUGUUUAUUCACCUGCCACUAAUCUUUAGGCACUUGUAAAUUGUACAGCUAUCGUCGCAUUCAUGGCCCAUUACAGAGCCUCGGAAUCAAAAAGAGAACAGUUUAGAAGAUACCUUGAAAAAUCUGGAGUUCUUGACACUAUAACAAGAGUUUUAGUGUCACUGUAUGAAGAGACUGACAAACCUGACAAUGCACUGGAUUUCAUAAAGCUUCACCUCGGUGCAGCUGCUUUAGAGCCAGCAGACGCUGAGGCUCUUCGUAUGGAGCUGUCUGACCUACAUCAGAAAUGUAACCUGCUUAUGGAGGAGAACGAAGAACUGAGAAACAGGCUGCUGCAGUACGAACCAUCACCUGAGGAGGGAGCAGCGUAGUAGAAAGGAUUUUUGUCAUCGCUGUCUAGAGUUUAAAAGAAAAAAUUAAACAAUAGCAAUUUUUGAAGAAUAUGUAAAUGUUUAUUAAAUGGAUGUACAG
This is a messenger RNA of Epinephelus moara (kelp grouper), 566 nucleotides long. It is a transcript of the gene mycbp, whose product is annotated as MYC binding protein. The record is from RefSeq and is a predicted model, not a curated record. The coding region runs from base 158 to 466 and encodes 102 amino acids. The transcript has 5 exons. Gene Ontology annotation, molecular function: transcription coactivator activity. NCBI's taxonomy places the organism in Eukaryota, Metazoa, Chordata, Actinopteri, Perciformes, Serranidae. Gene Ontology annotation, cellular component: nucleus. Gene Ontology annotation, biological process: regulation of DNA-templated transcription.